Phaethon lepturus (White-tailed tropicbird) is the source of this 1103-nucleotide messenger RNA. RefSeq names its product CD86 molecule (gene CD86). The record is from RefSeq and is a predicted model, not a curated record. Gene Ontology annotation, biological process: positive regulation of T cell proliferation; T cell costimulation; cellular response to lipopolysaccharide. Gene Ontology annotation, cellular component: external side of plasma membrane. NCBI's taxonomy places the organism in Eukaryota, Metazoa, Chordata, Aves, Phaethontiformes, Phaethontidae. The transcript has 6 exons. The coding region runs from base 27 to 875 and encodes 282 amino acids.
CAAAUCCAACCCAUAAAGAAAGCAUCAUGGAGGUCUGCAUAUUCUUCCUUUAUGCUAUGAUACUUCUCCCAGGUGUUGCUGCCAGUGUGCAUCAGGUGAAAUCAUUUCUCAAUCACACUGCAUACCUAUCCUGCUAUUUUCCAAAUUCUCAGAAAACUGACAUAAAGGAUUUAAGAGUUUUUUGGCAAAAAGGCGCUGUCGAAGUAGUCCAUGAAGUAUACUACGGCCAAGAAAAACAUGAUAACCUUAGUCCUAAAUACAUAAAUCGCACCAAGAUGGAUAUGGACAAAUGGACCUUGCAAUUAUUAAAUGCAGGAAUUGUGGAUGAGGGACAGUAUACAUGUAUUAUACAGCACAGAGAUAAAGGAUCGCCAAAGGUCAUACACACAUCUGAGUGCUUACUGCACAUCAUUGCCAACUAUAGUCAACCUGAAAUAGUAUGGCUGCACACUGGGGAACUAAAGCCCAAUGUGAAUCUCUCCUGUUCUUCCAGCGGAGGUUAUCCAGAGCCGAAGCAGAUGACUUGGCUAAUUUCACACAACAACAGAACAUACAGGCUUAUGCGUCACAUGGAUGUCUCGCAGGAUGCUGUAACAAAGCUGUACAAUGUUACUAGCAAGCUGAAUAUCACAGUUCCUAAAAACACCCUCACUAAUAUUAGCUGCUUGCUUCACCUUGGAGAGCAGCUGGGGAGCCUUGUCUCAGUGCCACUAGGCAUAGAGAUACAGGGGAAAGAAAUGGAGCAAGUGAAGAUAAAUUUCUUUGUCCCACUUAUAUCUGCAAUUGUACUGAUCACGCUGCUUCUGGGUUUUGUGAUGCUGAAGAAGAACAGAAAUAUCUCAUCUACCCACCAGAGUGUCAGUCUAGCAGUCUAGAAGCUAUCCAGCUUGAAACCGAGGCCAUCAGCCAGACUGCUGACUGGGAACUAUCUCUGCAUAUAGCAAGGCCUGGGGUCCCAUAUUCUUAGAUGCUCUGCCAGAACAAGAAUCUUCCCCAGAUACCCUGCAGAAAAACAUGCAACAUGUUUGUCUGAUGGCUGAAAUCCACUGUUUAGUGUUCUCUGCUUUUGUUUUUGCUCCAGAAUGGUAGUAAAUACAAUGCUC